Molecule: messenger RNA, 300 nt
Organism: Pyricularia oryzae 70-15
Lineage: Eukaryota; Fungi; Ascomycota; Sordariomycetes; Magnaporthales; Pyriculariaceae
Exons: 2
Coding region: 1-300 (99 amino acids)
Source: RefSeq, a predicted model, not a curated record
AUGUCGAAGCGUUGUUCAUUCAUAAAGACAGGCCGCAUCCAGCCAGAAUCAUGUGCAUUUACAGCACUUAAUCCAUUGCUUUCAUCAACAUCGCAAUGUACCUCUCCCAACGUGAACCGUACAAAGCCAAAGAUGAAAACAACGAUGCACGGAGGUGAUUGCCCCACAUCCAAUGUCAGGAAAAGAGUCGGCUGGAAGGGCCGACUCGGCGGGGUCGGACAUGUGCUUUUCCAGGUCCAGCUUCAAGUCGUCCAUCAUAUUUGCAUCGACUUGAAAAGAGUAGCAGGACGUCAACUAUAA